AUGGCAAAGUGGACCGAAGACACUACCUAUAAAUUUGUGCAGGAGUAUCUAAAAGAUGAAUGCCUUUACAACUGUAAAUCCCCUAAGUACAAAAUGAAGGGAGCCCGAGAUACGGCCCUUGUACGUAUAAGUGAAGCUAUAAACAUACCAGGGUUUGGAAGUAAAGAAGUUUAUACUAAAAUAAGAAAUUUGAAGUCUACAUAUGCGCAAGAGGCUAAGAAAAUUAAACAGAGUACAAAAUCUGGAGCUGGAACAGAUGACGUAUAUAUUCCACACAUAAAGUGGUUCAAACUAUUUGAUGACGCUUUAAAAGCUGUAAAUGUACAGUGCAGCGACUCAGGGAGUAAUUUGCAGCUGGAUUCUCAAUAUGAACAACUUGAUGGAGAGGAACCUUCCACAUCCCAAUGCAAUCAAUCUGCUGAAAUAAAUAACCCCGACGCAACACCUGAAUCACAAUCUAAUCAAGUUGAAGAAGAACAAAGAAAAUCGCCGAUUCAUCGUAAAAGGACAGCACGGAACCUCAGUCGUUUGGUCAAUAAAGUGAAGAACGUGGCCGACUCAAUAAACACACGCAUGUCAACAGAAACAGAGUUUGAUAUAUUCGGGAAAAGUGUAGCUGCCCAGCUUAAAAGUUUGCCAAUUCACAAAGCAGUAGAAGGACAGAUGUUUAUCCAAAAUUAUCUUAGUAAUUUACGUCUCCAACAAAUGGGCCACGGAUCAUCUAACUACGCAUAUAACCCAUCACCAAAUUCUAUGUACCAGUCUUCACCAUCACCGACUAACACACUACCACCACAAGACUCUCCUUACACACAACCACCACGACACUGUCCUUACACACAACCACCACGAGACUCUCCUUAUACACAACCACCACGACACUUUCCUUACACACAACCACCACGACACUCUACUUACUCACAAACACCACGAGACUCUCCUUACACACAAACACCACGAGACUCUCCUUACGCACAAACACCACGAGACUCACCUUACACACAAACACCACAAUCUUCUACACCAGAUCCUACUAAUGACAUUCAUAACAUUUCUGAUGCUGACCACUCUCAACGAAAAUGCAAUAACUAUACACUCUGAAAACAAUGCAUCUCAAAUGUCAAUUGAAGACCAGGAUGACAUAUUGGCUCGGGCAAUUUCGAGUAUUUACCAAUAAUAGAAAAAAAAUGUUUUUAA
This is a messenger RNA of Leptidea sinapis, 1197 nucleotides long. RefSeq lists its product as uncharacterized. The record is from RefSeq and is a predicted model, not a curated record. The transcript is spliced from 2 exons. The coding region runs from base 1 to 1101 and encodes 366 amino acids. Lineage: Eukaryota; Metazoa; Arthropoda; Insecta; Lepidoptera; Pieridae.